Messenger RNA from Coregonus sp. 'balchen', 7961 nucleotides. The record is from the annotation of a GenBank genome assembly. NCBI's taxonomy places the organism in Eukaryota, Metazoa, Chordata, Actinopteri, Salmoniformes, Salmonidae.
AGCGAGAGACAGCUAGUAGGAAGUGCAGCCCUGUUGCCUCUGCUCUCCACUCAUCUCAUCAAUGCAGCUUUCAUUCUGCCUCAGAGGGCCAAGAUGGAGGCUGUACAAAAGGACCACUGGUACUUCAUGGUACUCCUCAUCUUUCUCUCCAGUCUCAAAGGUAUGGUUAUGGCACUUUUUGUUAUUUUAAUGAGUAAUGUUGAUAUAUAAAUAUACAUGUUUUGUAUACUUGUACAUUAUGGAUUAUAAAGCAGAGUACUUGAAAGUUGUUGGUUUAGCUUGGUAGGCUAUUUGUUGUCUUGCAUUUGGUAAAAAUUUAAGUUUACUGCUAAGUCUCAACAUGAAACAUUAUUACUGAAAUAUUCACCCCAAUGGGUUUUAGUAUUUAUUUAGUUGCUUGAAGAUUGCAUACCAUGAGCUGUUAGGAUUAAAACUACAAAGGCUGAUUCUGUUUGACUUCUCAUUGCCCUUAAUCUCUAUGCACGUCUCCAUAACAAUCAGACUGCGUUCAGACAUUCUCUCUUCAACUCUUAAUUAGGAGACUACAGUAACACCAACCAUCUCAUCAGCUUCUCAAACGUCCCUUUACUCUUACACACCCAGGACAGAGUCCAUGUUAAUGAGUUAGUCUUUAGACGGCCAGUGGGCAACGCUCCCUUAUUACCGUUACAUUUUAGUCAUUUAGCAGACGUUCUUAUCCAGAGCCACUUACAGUUAGUGAGUGCAUACAUUUUUCAUACUCUUACCUUAAUGGGACAAACCUGUCAGACUAGCUAUCUCUCCAAGGGAUUUUUUUUGUCUAGAUCGAGGUCUGAUUGAAGACUGACCUGUUUGAUCAUCAGCUAUUGCCAUUUCUGUUGAUUUGUGUGGGCUAAUAUUAUCCUAAUUAGUGAUAACCAGGGGAGAGACUCAAAAGAGGGAAAUGUAUGUGAUGUCUGCUUCAUCUUGAGCAGCUGACUACGUGAUGAGGGUUCUUCUUACAUGCUUUUCAUUCUGCUCUAUGCAGCAUUUCCAUGUCAAUUCCAGUGAUUAAUUAUUUUUACAUUAUAGUCAUUUAGCAGACGCUCUUAUCCAGAGCAACUUACAGUUAGUGAGUGCAUACAUUUUUCAUACUGGCCCGCCGUGGGAAACGAACCCACAACCCUAAACCCUGGCGUUGCAAGUGACAUGCUCUAGCAACUGAGCUACACAGGACCCAAAUAAUCUGAUUACCAAAAAAAAAAAUUAACUGGAGAUAACCUUAGGUCAGAAUUAUUUUCUUGGAAUGGCUCAUAUUCCUGAUGAACUGACCAGGUAAAAUUAGAUAAUGUAACACUGUACACGUAUGAAAACAUGCACUCUGCCAUGUCCAGUUUCUGUGCAGCAGAGAAAUGGUGUUACCACGGUGAAGCUGGAGGAGGGGAUGGUUCUAGGGUGUGUGUGUCCAUGGGAAGGGAACCUCAGCAUGGUCUCCUGGACCAAACUGAUCCGGUUUGAGAAGGCCCCUGUAGCCGUGUACCACCCUGAGUACGGAGUGUCCAUCUCCCAGUCCUACCAGACCAGGAUCCAAUUCCUGAAGACCACACCCAUGGACGGCAGUAUCACCAUCAGUAUGGUCACCCAGGAGGAUGCAGGGCUCUACCACUGCUCUGUUCAAACCUUUCCUAAAGGAUCCUGGGCCAGAGACAUAAGGGUGGAGGUGGAGGACACAGUGACUCUAGAGGAGGGUGAUGCAGGUAGUGAAGCAGGUACAGUCUAGGACUUCUUGUAUAUUUUCAUUUAGAAUAUGCUGUUUACACUUGAAAUAAUCGCGUUUGACUAGCUAGUACCAAAUGCUUUGACUCAUAAUCGUGAUUGUUUUCAUCAAUCCCAGAGUGUUAUUACUAUGCCCGUGCGAGUCUCAUCGAUGUCUAUUUAUUUGUUUUAUGUAAUAAAUCCUUUUGACAGUAACCUUCCAAAUGGUAAUUUAUUCAUAAACCUUUUUUUCCCCAUAUGUACUUGGAAACUAAGUGUUUAUUUCUUAGGCUUCAGGAAUGUGACUGAAAAAGUGUCCCAGCUCUUGAAUUUUUUUUUACAAAAUUAACUGAUUGAAUGUAUAAGGGGGAUAUUGGCGAACAAAUGCCGUGGUCAAGGCUACGACGGCGCCGGUGCAAUGAGUGGAGCUUUCUCAGGUGUUCAAAUCAGACCGAGAGCCUGUUUCUUAUGUAGGCCUAGUUCUUUGAGUUUUAGUUUAGAAAACGAUCUCUCCGCAGAAGCGGCAGUUACAGGGAUGGUAAAAACGGCUUGAUUGCCAUAGCAACAUCAGGGAACAUGGGCAGAAGGGAAGAGUGCUUCAAACACAGCAGUUCUGCAACAUCUUUCAUUGAGCCUAAAAUUCUCCUUAAUUGCCGGCCUCAAUACGUUAUGGAAAGAAUGUAACUGUUUAUAAAGCUCUGGUGACAGGUUGUCUGGACACUGAACAGCCAAUACAUUGGUAGAUGAAAAAUAAUAAUAACUGUUUGCGAUUUAAGUUCAUAAUGGUGAACCGGCGUUUGAGUUGUGUGGUUGCGAUAUCAACAGCCCCUUAUCUCUGGUAUAUCUUAGCAUGCAUCAUUUAACACUAAGUUUAAAUUGUGUGCAGUUCAAUGGACAUAUAAUGCACAAUGUCUCAGGACUGUCGGUUGGCAAUACUCAGUAUAGAAAACAGUCGGGCCGCAACCUGGACCUACAGGCCGUGGUGAAAACAUUUGCACACAGGAGACAAGGGGAGUCUCAAAUUUGAUUUAGGACUAAUUUAAUAUACCUUGAAUAUUGCACCCCAUUUGUGUAGGCUAUUAGCCAGAGUUCAACAAUAGGUGGCUGAACUUAUCCUCAAGCAAACUACUUUUUUCCUCACUGUUAGGCUAUUUGAUGUGUAAUUUUUAUAAAAAGUUUAUAAAUAACACCUAAAUCGCAGCUAAAGACGGUAUAUAUAGCUAUACAAUAGUACACUGCAUAAUGAAACAAUUCCUAGUAAACUAGUGUUUUUAGCAGGGAUAGACUAUUAUCUUUCUAUCCAAGCUGGGAGAGAGCGCGAGGAUGGCUCAUGUCAUGCAGGUCCCGGUAGCCAAUGCAGGACAGCUGUAUAUUCAAAAAAAUAAAAACAUCGGUAGCUGGUUAGUAUUCCGUUGUAUCGAAAAUUAAUUUGACUAUCUGCACUGUUUGAAUUUCCAACUUUAAUUACUGAAAAGGUAAUUACAUUGUCAGCAGUCUAAAAAUGGCAGCAUUGCGAGGCAAUGUACAUCACCGGGGCCAAGCUUCCUGCCAUCCAGGACCUCUAUACCAGGCGGUGUCAGCCAUUAGACUCCUGAACAUCUAAUCAAAUGGCUACUCAGACUAUUUGCAUUGCCCCCCCCCCCCCCUUUUAAGCUGCUGCUGCUACUCUGUUUAUUAUCUAUGCAUAGUCACUUUAAUAACUCUACCUACAUGUACAUAUUACCUCAAUUACCUCGACUCUAACCCGUGCCCCCGCACAUUGACUCGGUACCGGUACCCCCUGUAUAUAGCCUCGCUAUUGUUAUUUUUACUGCUGCUCAUUAUUUAUGUGUUACUUUUAUUUCGUAUUAUUUUAUAUUGUAUUUUUUAGUGAUUUAUUUUGGUAUUCUUUCUUAAAACUGCAUUGUUGGUUAAGGGCUUGUAAGUAAGCAUUUCACUGUAAGGUCUACACCUGUUGUAUUCGGCGCAUGUGACAAAUAAAAUUUGAUUUGAUUUGUACUGGUGUGGCUGAAAUAGCCAAAUCCACAAAUUUGAAUUGGUGUCCACAUACUUUUGUAUAUACUGUAUAGUGUAUUGUCUCAGCAUUUUCUGCCUUUGUUUUGUAAUUUCACUGGAUCACAGAUGAAGGAGAAACUGACAUCCACACCAGAGAACCUGAGCCUGAGGUGAUCGAAGCGGACACUGAACUCAUCGCAGAGAGGAGCGACAACCUGACUAUGAGCUGCAACCACGAACACAACGGGACCGUGUAUGAGGUCACUGUCGAGAAGCUAGGCCAUGGUAGCGCCAGUGGCGUGGGCAUCAUGGCGGUGUGUCGGCUGGAGAAUGGAGGUCUGUUUAGAGUAGACUACACCCACAGGGGGAUAGUGAACUGUUCAGAUAGACUGGACACCAGUCUGCAGCUCAAUGACGUGGGCGAGGAAGACGGAGGGUUGUAUAGAUGCCUCUUCAAUACGGACGCUGGGGUACAGACCACCACUGUGCUGCUGACUGUACUUAGCCCAGGUGAGAGGUCAGAGUUAAAACAUUAUCAGACUAAUUGUAACCAGCCAAGGUAAUUUCAGACAUUGAACUUAAUUACUAAUACAGUGAAAACAUGUAUUUAGUUGCACAGUAACAUUGAGACCUUGAAAGCCUGGGUAGAACAGUCCCCCUGUGAAAGCAACCUCAUAUUUCCAUGACAAUGAUCUACACUGAACAAAAAUAAAAAUGCAACAUGUAAAGUGCUGGUCCAAUGUUUUGUGAGCUGAAAUAAAAGGUACCUGAACAUUUCCAUAUGUACAAAAAUAUUAUUUCUCUAAAAUGUUGUGCACAAAUUUGUUUAUAUCCCUGUUAGUAAGCAUUUUAAACUUUGUCAAGAUAAUCCAUCCACCUGACAGGUGUGGUAUAUCAAUAAGCUGAUUAAAUACCAUAAUCAUUACACAGGUGCACCUUGUGCUGGGGACAAAAGGCCACUCUAAAAUUUGCAUUUUCUUGUUGUUGUUGUACACCCUUUUUCUCCACAAUUUUGAUCUUGUCUCAUUGCUGCAACUCCCCAACAAGAUCCUGAGGCCCAUUUGUGAGGAGCAUAAAAAAAAAAAAAUUGUAUCUGUGACCAACAGAUGCAUAUCUGUAUUCCCAGUCAUGUGAAAUCCAUAGAUUAGGGCCUAAUGAAUUUAUUUCAAUUUACUGAUUUCCUCAAAUGAACUGUAACUCAGUAAAAUCUUUGAAAUUGUUGCAUGUUGCAUUUAUAUUUUUGUUUAGUCUAGAUCAAGAUGCAACAUAGAGACAAGGUAUUAAUUAGGCUGUGUAUACACAUGCAGCUCUGCUUACAAUGACUUCAUACACACAGUGAGUCACAUAGUGACACAGGAUGUGGUGAAGGCUGUUGACGGUUUGGUACAGGUGCAAAACGGAAUUACUCUUAUUUCGUAGAUGAGUGGUGUGUUUGGGGAGAGAGGGAGGUGUUUUAAACAAGUGUUUAGCAAACCUUUUUGACCCGUGACCGACCUAAAGAGUUUGGAGUUAUCUUGUAACACACCAAGUUGACAAAAAUAACGUUUCUACCCAGUCUUUAAGACACAACGGGUAAAGGAAUUACACACGGCCCACCAGUCAGUCAGGACCUACCAUUUUGGAAACACAGGUUAACAAACAACCAUCUAACGUGCUCUUUCCUCCCUCCUCCUCUAUUUUCUCCCUCCAUUUCAGUUGAAUUCAGCCUGUCUGAGUAUCUAAUCUACAUCUACAUUGGAGGGGGAGUGUCAGGACUCCUACUGCUGCUCUCUAUCAUUGUAAUACUGGUCGUGUGGCAAAGGUACAGUAAGCGUCGACUUUCUACACUCUUUCAUCAUGCAGAGACAAUUUACAGUUAUAUUUACUCUAGUCUUAGCCUAGGUAAACUUAAAAAAUAUUCAGUGGACACAUAGAUUAAUACUUUAUUUGCAGAAGGCCCCUUUAUACCUAUUGCCCCUUUACACUGUCAAGCUUUAUUUGGAUGUGAUCUGUAUGUGAUACAUGUAAAAGUUCCACAUAUUCUUACUAGUAAAUACCUCUCACAGACCAUGCAUUAGUCAUCCCAGUUAGAGGUAAAUAGGCUACUGGAGAUAGGUACUCAUUUGUUAGAGAAUAAACUUGUUGCUGUGAAAUUCCAAUUUCCCCCAACCUUCCUUCCCUCCCUCCAUCCCUCUCCUGCACCAUAUGUCUGAAAGGCGGCCCACCGCUCACACUGACUUUUAGUCGGAGAGUGUACUUUCAUUUUGCUUUUUUAGCGAGGAGUGUAGGUCCUGUACUUCCAGUAGAGUGUGCCCUUUAGGAGUGUGUGUGUGUGUGUGUGUGUCUGUCUCUCUGACUCUCUAUCUGUAUCUCUGUCUGUCUGUCUCUCUGACCCUCUAUCUGUUUCUCUGUCUCUCUGACUCUCUCUGUCUCUCUGACUGUCUGUCUCUCUGACUCUCUCUGUCUCUCUGUCUGUCUGUCUCUCUGACUGUCUGUCUCUCUGACUCUCUCUGUCUCUCUGACUGUCUGUCUCUCUGACUCUCUCUGUCUCUCUGUCUGUCUAUCUCUCUGACUGUCUGUCUCUCUGACUCUCUCUGUCUGUCUGUCUCUCUGACUCUCUCUGUCUCUCUGUCUGUCUGUCUCUCUGACUCUCUAUUUCUUCAGAAAGAAGAAGAGAAGAGAGGAGUACAGAAUCAAACUGCAUCCAGCUGCGAGACGGGUAAAAAUAUAACAUUAUCUCUUGUCAUUUCCUAAUCAUGUGGAUGCUAAUAAAAUAGCACAAUAUCUUGUUUCCAUGUAUCAGUAAGUGCUUUUCCAUUAAUGUGGCACAUCUCUAACAUAAUUUUAAUAUAGCUCCUAAUGUCUAAUGUCUUUGUAGUCCUGCAACAACUAUGAGAACGUUCCUGUGUAUGACAGGAUGAGGAAUGGGACCAAUCAGAGAGGAGAUAGCCCAGUGUAUGCCAACAUACACACCAUACGUCCACACACUAAAAGGAAGAGAUAGGGAGCGGUACUGUGUUACAGACCCGUCUGACCUCUAUCAUGCUGUAACAGUGGCACAGCAACAGUCUCCCCAUUUGAACAUUCAUGGAUUUGAUAUUCAACCUCUUAUAGUGGUCAAAGACUGUAGGACAUAAUCAUUCAUAUAACUGCAAAGUAGGCCGGUAAACUAUGUAUCAGUCUGAUUUACACUUUGUUUGCCCUCAAUCUAUGCAUCUCUGUGUAAUCCCUUGAAACAUUGAAGGUUUGUUUAAAUAUACAUUUGCCACUAACAACAUGUAAUACAUUUUGUAUAAUAUAUUGUUGAAGGCUUUACAUGCAGAAGUAAUAUAACUACCCUAACAAACUGUAAUUCAAAGCUUUCUAAUCACCGUCCCAGCCCCAUUCAAAUCCUUAGUUGUCCCUAACUCAAUUGUGUGGCAAUGAACAAACCAAUCAUGCUGUACCAUCCCCUGGGAAUGCUGUAUUUUCCUGUUGUAGUUAUGCAGAUUGGGUCCUGUAGGUUCUUAUGGAAUGCUGUAAUGUUAUAUUAUCAUGGAAUUGCACUAAUGUUAAUUCACAAAAUGAUGAUAGUCAAUUGAAACAUACUGUACUAUUGUAUUUUUUAAAAUAUCUAAGCCAUAGAUCAAAUAUUUCUUCUCUUUCUAGCUGUAGAAUCUAGAUGAAUGCUGUGAUUAGAAAUUCUUCUGACACUGUUGGACAAAAAUGCAAUUCUAUUCCCAGCUGAGAGUAAAAUGGAGGUCUUGGGAAUGAAAGAUGUCUUGGGCUCUCAGCAAGAAGAGGAGGACGCAAAAAAUGAAAGAAUAAUGGACAAUUUACAUUCGGAAUACAGGGUUUUAGUCUUGUUCAUUUAUUAAGCCUACUUGUCUGCGUCGGUACAAUAGGUGCUGAUACUGUGUUUCUCUGUGACUUUAAUGACCCCAUUUGGACUAAAUAAAACCUACUCUACUGUGACAUGAUUUGGUCUCUUCUGGGAGUGUUUGGCCGGGAUUCAAUCAAAGGUGUGUUGUAGACAAGGGCAUUGCACUUUACUUUUAAAGGUCAUUUACGCAUGUGCCGACAUCCGCAACACUUGCCGUGAAUGCGAUCUCCGCGAAUGUCCGGAACAUUAACUUUUAAAGCAAAUUGCAAUGUGCUUCUCUACAAUGCGCUUUGAUUGAAUCCCUGCCAUAGCAACUGCAUUUAGCCCUGUUGCAUGUUGGGUAAAUCUGCACAGAAAUGUAUUGUCAUAAAAAUAAAAAAUAAAAACAUCUUUAUACAUUGCCAGCAUGUAC